This is a messenger RNA of Schistocerca serialis cubense, 1305 nucleotides long. RefSeq names its product ubiquitin carboxyl-terminal hydrolase MINDY-3-like. The coding region runs from base 40 to 1305 and encodes 421 amino acids. Gene Ontology annotation, molecular function: calcium ion binding; cysteine-type deubiquitinase activity; K48-linked deubiquitinase activity. Gene Ontology annotation, biological process: protein K48-linked deubiquitination. The transcript is spliced from 7 exons. The record is from RefSeq and is a predicted model, not a curated record. Lineage: Eukaryota; Metazoa; Arthropoda; Insecta; Orthoptera; Acrididae.
CUGGUGGUGGGGGCGCGAGGCAGCGCCAAAGGCGGCGCCAUGUCUGCAGACCUGGAGGACGUGCGGCACCUGCUGUGGGGGCGCUCCGGAGGCAAGGACCCCGUCUUCCGCUCCUGGUCACAGGGCUUCUCGUUCAGCCCGCACGAGCCGACGGCGCUGGUGCAGCUCGAGGGCGGGCCGUGCGCCGUGCUGGCCGCGGUGCAGGCGUUCAUCCUCCGCUCCAUCCUCUGCCAGCGAGACUCACUCGACUGGCGGCGCGUCGACCCUGACGGGGUGGACCAGCUGCUCAUCGACGCCGUUACGCACAUCGUCUGCCAGGCGGUGGACGACCUGUCGGAUCGCGCGUACGUCCUGGUGGAGCUGCCGACGCAGGGGGAGGGGAUAGAGGCGUACGUGGGCCCCGACUUCUUCCACGAGGAGCUGCGGGUGCUGCCCCUGGAGACGCGCGCGGAGGUGCGUCACUUCUUCGCGACGCACGUGUCGGCUCUGCGCGGCACGUACGGAGUGCUGUUGCUGCUCUACUCGCUGCUCGCCUCCCGGGGGCCCGCCAACCUCCUGCUCGAGGUGAACGACCCGUCAGAACCGCUGAUCGACCCGGAGCACGGCUACGGCGGCCAGAGCCUGAUCAACCUGAUGCUGACGGGCCGAGCCGUCAGCAACGUCUGGGACGGAGACCGCCACAUCGACGGCAUGCUGCUCAGGGGCAUCGAGCGCCAAAGCGAGGUGGGCUUUCUGACGGUGAUGGAGCGCGCGCGCCACUGCGAGGUGGGGGCGUGUCUGAAGAGCCCCCGCCAGCCGGUGUGGCUGCUGGCCAGCGAGACGCACCUCACCGUGCUCUUCUCCGCCGAGAGGCGCCUCGCCGGGGACUGGGCUCCCACAGAACAGGCGCGCCGGGUCUUCCGGCAGUUCGACGCCGACGGCGGCGGGUUCGUGCCCAGAGCUCUGCUGCCCGAUGUGCUCGCCGCCCUAGGCAUGACGGCGGACGGAGACUUCACGGACGUGCUGUGCGAGCAGCUGGACCCGGACGGGUGCGGCGUGGUGCUGGAGUCUGCCUUCCUGCGCGAGCUGUGUCCGCCCUCGGAGCCGCUGCCCUCCUCCUUCAUCCUGUACCACUACAACGGGCUGUCCGGCUCCGCGCCCGAUGGCAAGGUGGUGUACCGCGUGGCGCAGGCGUUUCUGGAGGACGAGCAGGACGCGCGCAGCUACGAGGAGCGGCCGCCCGUCGACAUCCUGGGCUGCCUGCAGACCAAGUGGCCCGCCAUCCGCCUACGCUGGCUCGCCGGCGCCCCGCCCUCGCUCAACUAG